Messenger RNA from Cucurbita maxima (winter squash), 666 nucleotides. RefSeq names its product probable sphingolipid transporter spinster homolog 2. Gene Ontology annotation, biological process: transmembrane transport. Gene Ontology annotation, cellular component: membrane. Bases 1 to 666 code for a protein of 221 amino acids. Gene Ontology annotation, molecular function: transmembrane transporter activity. Lineage: Eukaryota; Viridiplantae; Streptophyta; Magnoliopsida; Cucurbitales; Cucurbitaceae. The record is from RefSeq and is a predicted model, not a curated record. The transcript is spliced from 7 exons.
AUGGCUACUUCUGCUUCCUCCGAUGUUAGUUCCAACCAAUCUUGGUUCACGCCAUUGCGACUACUUGUUCUGUUUUGUGUCAUCCAUUUAAUUAAUUACAUGGAUAGAGGAGUUAUUUCAAGCAAUGGUGUGAAUGGAAUCCCAAAAACAUGUGGUGCCGAUGGCAUGUGCACAUCUGGUUCCGGGAUCCAGGGACAAUUUAAGUUAACCAAUUUUGAGGACGGAAUUUUAUCUUCUGCAUUUAUGGUUGGACUUCUUCUAGCUUGUCCAAUAUUCGCGUCAUUGUCGAAGAGGAUAAAUCCAUUUCGACUCAUAGGUGUUGGAUUAUCUAUUUGGACUUUGUCAGUAAUUGGAUGUGGUUUUUCAUUUAAUUUCUGGUCGAUUGUUGUCUGUCGCAUGAUUGUGGGUGUUGGUGAGGCAUCGUUUAUAAGUCUUGCGGCGCCAUUUAUUUAUGAUAAUGCACCCGCUCAUAAGUGUGUGAGGCCUAGUCUAAGGCCGCUUUCCAUGGCUAUGUCUACGGUUGCAAUUCACAUUUUUGGAGAUGUGCCAUCUUCACCUCUUGUUGGAGUUCUCGAGGACCAUCUUAACAAUUGGAGGAAGACUACUCUCAUCCUCACAACCAUUUUUUUCCCAGCUGCUAUUAUAUGGUUUAUAGGUAAAUGUUAG